Messenger RNA from Porites lobata, 3138 nucleotides. NCBI's taxonomy places the organism in Eukaryota, Metazoa, Cnidaria, Anthozoa, Scleractinia, Poritidae. The record is from the annotation of a GenBank genome assembly.
AAAGGUAACAGGAAGCAAUUCGAGUUUAACGCCAGGCUACAAAGUCCUCUCUCCAGAAUUAAGAACAACGCUGACGACCCAAGUCAGGUAAAUACUUUGGUUCAGGAAGCUGAGCAAAUUAUUCGCAAGAGGCUAGCCUGCGUAGCAAGCGUUUCCAAUCGAGUUAUUGCGCGAAAGUUAGAGCGGAAGCAAAAAAAAGGUUGAAGGGGGAGGGGGAGGGGAGAAGAGGAAACGCUUGCCGGCAAACCCCACGAUUCUGAAAAACGCCCCUUGAUAUUUCACGGUUCGGUUAAUUUGUAAAUUGACAGCUCGUCAAAAUAGAAACAUAACGAACAGAUUACCCCUGGAUUACCAGAUUUGUAAAAUUACUUUGUUGUCUGAUAGAACACGUUGCAGGCGAUUGCAAGAACUGUAAUAAAAAAGAUUUACGAUAAAAGAAAGUUAAAACUCUGAGCGAUUGCUGCGGAAUUUCUUGUUUUUUAUUGUGUGGCUUUAUCUCGUCUGAAACCUUGUCGACACGUCAAAAAUGAUUUGUCCGGAACAAUUCACUCCGCCGGAUAUAAGUUUUGCAGAGCGGCUGCUAGCCUGUGUCGAAACGUUCUACAAUAGAUGCCGCUAAAUUUCCAAUAAACAAAAAGAAUCUUUUCAUUUCAAAAAGCUGACAAAUCGCUUAUCCAUGGCAGCUUUAGCUAGUGUCGAGUACCGAUGUUCUGAUAUGUUGAUGUUAUCUCCAACAAACAGUCCAUUUUUGCCAGUCAGAUCUGCACGCCACCAUUGUCAAUAAAUUGGCCUUCCCUAGUCUCCACUGCUCCAUCCCCAAUUAUACUUUGACGACUCUGAUCUCAUAAACCUUCGCACAAACACGAUUCCAAUAAAUAUCAGUCCCAAGCAUUUGUACUCUGCGACCACAAAUCAGAUGAGACCAGAUCUGUGACGCACGAAAACAAAGCAUACGUGUUUGAUUGAUGUUUCGAAUGCUAAGUAAUCAACACUACUCGCACCGCGCCAAUCAGAAGCUGCGUUCGUGGGCGAACGCAGUUUUUCAAAAUCGUGGGGUUUGCGGGCAAGCGGUUCCUUCGUUCCCCUCCCCCUCCCCCGUCAUUCAUGUUUUUUUGCUCUUGUCCCAGCUUUCUAGACGAACCUCGCGAGGAAACGUUUGCUACGCAGGCUACAAGAGGCAGAAAUUAAUACAGAUUGCGGACCGCAGCAAGGACUGUUGGUUGUUUGUUCAAGAAUAUGAGUCAGACGACCUCGCCUCAAACUCCGAAGACGAGAAACACUUCAAGAAAGCGAAAAAUGCAGCGGAAAAGAAGAGGAAGAAUCCUAAAAGGUCAAAGUUGGUUUCUUCGAAAAGUUUCAAGUCUGACGAUGAUAAACAGCUUUUUCGAGGUAAUAUUUUUCUUUUAUCUGCUUUACUCUGUUAUUUCUCACGUGGUUGGAAUGCCUGAGCAUCCAAGCAUCAAAUAGUGUUGGUUGUUUUGUACGAGUUACAUGUAAGAGGAAAAUAAUUUACGUUCGUUUGAGCGAAGCGAAUUAGAACGAAAAUGUAUUUUCCGCUGGUAUGUUGCAAUUCUCUACAGGGCUUUCUGCCACCUUCUGAUUGAUUCCUCUACACCAUAAAUUCGUCCGCGUAGAAUGCGUUCUUUCUCUCUCUCUCGCAUUCCUCUUUCCUGCCUGUAAACGUUCGUUUUUGCGUCCUCCCGCCCUGUUAAUUUUGUUUCAGAAUAAUUCGCAUUUUGUUUUUUUCUUGUAGGCCGCGCAGAAUUUGGUGCAUACCGUUCCAACAUCAGAUGUUUCAGGUGUCAACGUCUUGGGCACUAGGCGAAGGAUUCUCGAGCCACACGGCCGGUCUACCAGUCAGCAAACCGCAGCGGCUUCUCUUAUUCGAGCGAUGCCAACCUUACUAAUAGAUCAGCAGCUAAGUGAUGAUUUAAGCGAUUACCCUAUUCCUAAAGACAUCUUACAGGUACCUUUUGAAUUUGAGUCAAGUCUAUCGGAUUCUCUUCGGGUUAAAGGGAAUCUUAAAUAUAAGAUUCAAUUUUGGCACCACAUCGGCGCCCCGAGUCCAAUUUUGUCUAUUGUAAGAGACGGAUACACGAUCCCUUUCGAACAUUAUCCUCCGGGAAUUUUUCUCAGAAACCAAAGGUAUUCAUUAACACAUGCAGCCUUUGUUGCGGAUGCAAUUUCGAACUUACUUCAAUCUCAUCGCGUUGUGGAACUUUCAUCACCCCCUUGCGUUGUCAACGCGUUGUCUGUCUCAGUACAAGCAAACGGUAAGAAGCGACAUAUACUAGAUCUAAGGCAUGUUGAUCAGUAUUUACAAAAACAUAGGGUCAAGUACCAAGACUGGAAAGUGGCUUUAUCGUAUUUUCAAAAAGGCUCCUACAUGAUUUCGUUUGAUCUUAAAAGCGGUUAUCCCCAUAUUGACACUCGUGCUGAUUACCAACAAUUCCUCGGUUUCGCCGGGAAAUGGUCUGACGAGCCUUCCUUCAGGUUUUUCGCUUUUACAGUGCUGCCUUUCGGAUUGGCCUCGGCUCCCCAUGUUUUCAUCAAAUGCCUGAGGCUUAUAGAAAAGUAUUUCAGAUUCCAAGGGGUCAGGAUAGCUUUAUUCGUAGACGACGGUUGGUUUAUUGAGAACAGUCUUAACGCAGGUCGAAUUUUAUCUUGCAAGAUAAAAAAGGAUUUGUACAAGCUGGACUUGUCACAAAUGAUGAAAAAUCUAUUUGGCAACCUUCUCAAUCCAUCGAAUGGCUUGGGAUAAUUUGGAACUCUGUUCAUGGCAACAUUCAUAUCACUGGUAGAAGUUCAUCUAGUAUCGAAGCCAGCAUAGUCAGCUUUGUUAACCAAACCUUUGUUGUUUCCGCCAGAGAAUUGCCGUCCUUCACAGGAAAAAUCCUUUCCGCCGGUGCUGUUUUCGGUAACAUUUCUAGAAUCAUGACGAGACAUUGCGCGAUUUCAGUUGUAGCUGCGGCCGAUUGGGACACCAAAUUUGCUUUAGACAAUUACUGUGUCGGAGAGAUUCAAUUUUGGAAAAGUAAUUUGUAUCGACUAAACACGAAGAAUAUUGAUCUCCCACCUAUUACUUCCAAUUAUGCGAUUUAUUCGGAUGUAGUGCCACUGGUUGCGGCGCCCACAUAG